This is a messenger RNA of Prinia subflava (tawny-flanked prinia), 2069 nucleotides long. Its product is annotated as eukaryotic translation initiation factor 4E-like. The coding region runs from base 479 to 1141 and encodes 220 amino acids. The transcript has 7 exons. NCBI's taxonomy places the organism in Eukaryota, Metazoa, Chordata, Aves, Passeriformes, Cisticolidae. Gene Ontology annotation, cellular component: cytoplasm; eukaryotic translation initiation factor 4F complex. The record is from RefSeq and is a predicted model, not a curated record. Gene Ontology annotation, biological process: translational initiation. Gene Ontology annotation, molecular function: translation initiation factor activity; RNA 7-methylguanosine cap binding.
UCCUUUUCAGUUUAGAGCUGGGCUUGGAAGUGCUGGGUUAACAGUUGGAUGCAGUGUUCUUAAAGGUCUUUUCCAACCUAAAUGGUGCUUUGAUUCUGUUCUGCGGACAGAAGGCCACGGAGCGCUGUGUCUGGGGGAUAAGGGACUUCACACCGCUGUGUUCGGGGGACAAGCGCCUCUGGAGCCCGGGGGCCGCUCCGUGCGCUCAGCGCGGGCGGGCGGACGGUGCCGGUCCCGCAGCGGCCGCCAGAGGGCGCUCCCGCGUCCGCCCGCCUCUUCCUGCCCGGCCGACAGUGGGAGGGGUUCCUGGCGGCCCCCGCGCUUGACGACUACAUCUCCCGGCUGGCACCGCGCCCCAAACGGCCUCCGGCCGCACGUGACCAGCGUCCGGCCAAUCGCGUGCGGCCCGGGGCUUUUACCCGCCGUCGACCCGCCCUUUAAUGUGUCCGCGAUUCGUCCGCGAUCUGAGCGCUCUGAGAUGGCGGCGGUGGACCCGGUUGAGCUGGAAACAACUCCCAACCCCCAACCUGCAGAAGAGGAAAAAACAGAGCCAGCACCUAGUCAGGAGGUUGCCAGCCCUGAACAGUAUAUUAAACAUCCACUACAAAACAGAUGGGCACUCUGGUUUUUUAAAAAUGACAAGAGCAAAACUUGGCAAGCAAAUCUUCGUCUUAUCUCAAAGUUCGAUACUGUUGAAGAUUUUUGGGCUUUAUACAACCAUAUCCAGCUCUCUAGUAAUUUAAUGCCUGGUUGUGACUACUCGCUCUUUAAGGAUGGGAUUGAACCCAUGUGGGAAGAUGAAAAAAACAAGCGAGGAGGCCGAUGGCUAAUUACACUAAACAAGCAGCAGAGACGAAGUGACCUUGAUCGCUUCUGGCUAGAGACACUGCUGUGCCUUAUUGGGGAGUCAUUCGAUGACUACAGUGAUGAUGUGUGUGGUGCUGUUGUUAAUGUUAGAACUAAGGGUGAUAAAAUAGCAAUAUGGACAACUGAAUGUGAAAACAGGGAUGCUGUUACACAUAUAGGGAGAGUAUACAAGGAAAGAUUAGGACUUCCUCCAAAGAUAGUGAUUGGUUAUCAGUCCCAUGCAGACACAGCUACUAAGAGCGGCUCUACCACUAAAAAUAGGUUUGUUGUUUAAGAUGACGCUUUCUGAGUAUUCUUUCAUAGGAGACUGCGUCAAGCAAUCGAGAUUGGGAGCUGAACCAAAGCCUCUUCAAAAGCAGAGUGGACUACAUGUAAAUUUGAUUUCCAUCUUAAUGUUGCUGAGAUUUGUGAGAAGUCUCAUUCGCCUUUGUCUUGUACUUCUAUGUUCAAUUUUUCUAUUUUGGCCGAAAUAACCAUUGCCAAUCUAAAUUUUAGUACGCUUCACCCCCCAAAUCCAUAAAUGUGUUUCUGGCCCAUUCUGUAAUAGCUUGGUAGAAACAUUACUAUUGCAAAAAAAUGAUUUGUUUAUCCACAGUAUUCAGAAAACAAGUUGCCUUUCUGAACCUGCAGGAAAUUACCCUGUUUUACACUUGCAUUGUAUGCAGUAAGAUUUUGCUGGUUUGGAAAAGAGUAUGGUGCAUACAGUUUUCUAGCAUUUUUUUAUACAGCAUCAUCUUUGCUGUAACCUAUGCUGAUGGCUGCUAGAUUAAUUUAUUUGUUUUCCCUAUUUGAUAACAUCAGCGAUAUUUUGAUUUGAAUUGUUUUUGCUCAUGUAACAUGUGGGGAAGAAUUUGGGUAUAUGACAAAGGUGGAAUAAAGAUUAAUUUUGUGCAUUCUUUGGUAAUUUUUUUUUGUUUUUUUGUAACAUCAAAGCUUUGCUACAGAUUUAUGCAUUUCAGUCAAAUCAGUCAUCUUUUUGUAUGAUUUCCUGAACAUAAAUGUGGGGUUUUUUAAUGUAACACCAUGAUUUACAUUCCUUACUAGAAAUAGUAUGUCUGUUUUUGUAUCUUAUGCUGUAUUUUAACACUUUGUAUUACUUAGGUUAUUUUGCUUUGGUUAAAAUGGCUGAAGUAGAGAAGCGGUCCCAUUCAUACUAAGACAGUGUACAAAACUGUAAAUAAAAUGUGUACAGUUGAAUUGUG